Patiria miniata (bat star) is the source of this 5441-nucleotide messenger RNA. RefSeq lists its product as uncharacterized. Lineage: Eukaryota; Metazoa; Echinodermata; Asteroidea; Valvatida; Asterinidae. The transcript is spliced from 5 exons. Bases 189 to 2237 code for a protein of 682 amino acids. The record is from RefSeq and is a predicted model, not a curated record.
UGUCACCAAUAGCACAAUGCUCACAAGCAUUCGUCCAAGCAGUCUGUCUGAGGUGCUUCCUACUGUCGACUCCGGGUCUACUGAUGAUGCCACCAAUAGCACAAUGCUCUUAAGCACUCGUCCAAGCAGUCUGUCUGAGGUGUCUUGUGCCACUGAUGUAACCAAAUAUAGCAAGCAUUCCUAUUCACAUGUUGUCAACAGACGUGCCAUGUCGUCCUGAUCCUUCAGCUUUUGAUAUCCUGGAAGAUAUUUGUGGAGGAUAUGUGUAUGGCAAUCAGAAAACCGAAUGUCACAUAGAUAUGGAAAGUUUUCAUUCUAUCAUUGAUGAUCGUCAUUUGUUGCAGGAGCCUGUAAAACUGCCCUUCCAAAAUAAAGUCAUACAAGCUCAUGGCAAAACUGUGCAGAUGACGACUGACAAUUCAGAAAGUGCAACUGAAGAGGACUCAUCAGACACUUCAGAGAAUAGUUCAGACUAUCAUGGUUCGGAGUCAGAUGAAUCUGAAUCUGAUGAGGAAUCAAUUGUAUUUGACCAGCUAACAGAUAAUAGCUCACAAUUCCAACCACGGCCUUGCAGAGGUAAAGCAGAGCUAGAAGCUAAUGGCAAAGUGCAACCGUCUUCUGAUUCAUCUUCUGAUGGAAGUGACUCCUCAUUUGAUGAAAUCCACAUCGAGUAUUACAAACAGAAGGAGGUAGAGGGUGGUUUGAUCCGAGCUUACAACAAAUUCAAUGCGUGUUUGUUUUGUGAAAAACUUGUAAAUGAUGGCGGAGUAACUAUGGGUGACUUCUUAAAGCCAUCUAAGUUUGAUGCUGUAAUUCAAGCUGUUGAGGAUUUGGCAGGACAGGAUGAGGGGGAAGGUGGUGAUCAUGAGCUACAGCGUCCAUCGUUUGCCCUCAAAGCAGGAUAUGAUUUGGCCUGGCUUGCUCGGAUUAAAAGAGGAAGGGCCAUACGAUCCCAUGACAUCACAUCUGAAGAGGAAGCUAAUAAGUUUCUGCAGCUACAUAGAUCAGAAUGGGGUCUUAAAGUUUCUGCCUCAGCUUGCAAUACCCUUAACACUCGCAAAAGCAAGAAACCUGUGAGUUUACCUAAAACCAGUGACCUUCAGAAACUGUCCAAGUAUGUUACCAGUGAGGUUAAGAAAUGCAAUGAAAUGUUCACAACUUCUUCUACUGCCAACUACAGCUUUUUAAAGCGGAUGCAGAAAGUCACACUUGUACGUCUCUUGUUGUUCAACAAACGACGGCCAUUGGAGCUCUCACAGAUCACCACUGACACAUACAUUAAUCGACCAGGAUGGAACAACUCAAGGGUAGAAGAGCUGUUAUGCCAGAUGACAUCUCUUGAAAAGAAGCUGCUUGAGAGUCACGACCUCUUGAAGAUGAUUGGAAAACGGGGGCGAACAGUCCCUGUUAUUGUUCCUCCAGACUGCAGUAAAUCACUAAAUGCAAUUUCCAAGUUGAGGCAUCUUUUCAUUCCUCCAUCCAACCAGUAUAUGUUUGCGAGAAACACACCAUCCACACACAUGCAGGCUGGUCAUGUUCUCAAAGAAAUUAUCUCAGAAGUGUCUCUUGACUCACCACAAGACAUCCGCACAACUAAAAUGCAGAAAUACACUGCAACAGUUGCACAGAUUCUAAGCCUACAGCCACACCAAUUAGAAUGGGUUGCUAGCCAUCUUGGCCAUAGCGUCAACAUACAUAAAGACUUCUACAGGGUGCAGGACUCAACAAUUGAACUGUGCAAGGUCUCCAAGUUAUUGAUGGCCAUUGAUGCUGGUGAUGUGGGCCAAUGGGCAGGCAAGUCUCUGGAUGACAUACAAGUUGAAGAUAUUGAGAUGGAAGCAACUGAUGAAAUUGAUGACGAUGGAGAUGAAGAUGAACAGGAAAUGAACCAGGUCUCACUUCAAACCUGUUUCAACAAGUCAUCAUCAGCCAGAGAACCAAGCCCUUCAUGUGCACCUAGGUGUACUCCAAGAAGAGUCGAAACUGAAACCAGAUCCAGCUCACGUGAGAUGCCAUCCGAGUUAGCUGAAGGAUCAAGACCUCUUCGUGUAUCAGGAAAGGGAGACAAAUUUCCUUGGUCCAAACAAGAGACAUCCUGCAUCUGGGCACAAAUGAGAGAACUCAUCUUGAAAGAAAAGGUACCAGGGAAGAAGGAAUGUCAAGCUUGUAUCACAGCUUCAGUUCCCAUAUUGGACAAAAGAACCUGGCAGUGCGUAAGUAUAAGGUCUAUAAUAUAAUAAACGCGGUCAGGAGAAAAAGCACAAGAUAAAGGCUACUGCAGUACAAAGUACUACAGUGCUUUGUAUUGGUACUGUGUGUUAAGUACCACACGAAACAGUAACGUACAUGUAGCUUGAAGAGGGGCUCUAAAGUCUUUUUAUUUUUUUUCUGCACUUUUUUUUCCAAUAGUCAAAGAAUCCUCAAGGGAGUAAUCAUGGCAGUGGGAAAACCUCCAUUAAAAUGUUGUCAAAAGUCUUUUUAGUUGAUGCUCCUUUUGUAUGAAACCUGAGCGUGACGACACUUGUACAAACAAAAAGUAGGCCUGUAUAUUUAAUACAGCGUGUGUCCCAGAAAGCCUGCAGCUUUUUUGACGAGGCUCUAGCAUCGGUGCGGAAAAAGUACCACUAUUAUUUUUAUACCAUUUUAAGGCUUGGAACCUGAACUUUAUCGCCGCUGAGUAUUGCCUUGAUGUUUAAAAUAGUUUUCAAAUAAGUUGUGUUCAAAAUGUAAAGGCAUGUGGAAAAAAAAAUCAACAGAUUUCACGGACUAUUUAAGUCAAGAUUUUAUUAAAGAAUCUUAAAUCUACCUCACUUUGAUUGAUAGUCAUGCACACGCAGACAUGAACUGAGAAUUCCCUUUCAAAAAAUGUACAGACCUACCGGUAUAUAGUUGUUAAUAUGACAAAUUUUUUUUUCAAUUUUUAAUGGAAGGGUAUCAAAAUAAAAUGAUAUUUUUUACCAUUUAAAUAUUAGGCAAGAGACUUGUGAUCUGUUUUCAACUUUCAUAAGGACUCUGGCUAUUAGAAAGUGUGUGUAGGAAAAAAAUAUUGAAUUUGACCUGAGAGCCUCUUCUUAAUAACCCAUGAAAUACAUGUACAUGCACCACAUUUUCCUGCAUAAUCUUUAAAGUAUUUGUGUUUCAAUUAAACAACAGUGAUUGGGUAUUAUCGAUCGUUGGAGUUGAAAGUAAUAAUCGAUUGUUGGAGUUGAAAGUAAUUAAUGUUAAAGUUGAUGUUUGAGAAUGUUUUUGAUGAAAAACUUGGGGGAUUUGCAAAUCAAACCAAUGUAUUGUAAUUAAUGGAUUUUUAACCAAAACAUUCUAUCAAGGGAGAGCCUAUUUUCAUAAAAAAGACAAACAUUCACUUUCAGUCACAUUAUAUUCACAUUAAAUUCUAAUAAUUUCAAGCUGAAAGGUUGGAGUAAUUUUUUCUUAUGUUGAUUUUGUCCUCAAGUUGUAGGGCGGCAAAGUUAUGAAGCUUCAGUUGAUAUAUCAUGUUUUUUUUUUCAAAGGAAUUUUCUUACUAAUUGUAUGUUUUCGAAUAAUGCUUGUUUAUGAAAAUCACUUGACCCCAACUCAUUGUUAGUCACCACUCUCGACAAAUGCAUUAAAGGUAGAGUACUGCCAUUGGUGACUGGUGGAAAUACAACUCUCAACUUUCAAUGUAAUUGUGAAAUAUGCAAAUCAAAGGUUUAUCGCCAUCAAGGAAAGUAUCAGGACUAUUCGAGUGCUCAUGCUAAAAAUUUAAUAACAGUUAUUGGGCUUUGUCGAUUGUUAGAGUGGUUAUUGUAAUAGUUGAUGUUUGAGAACGUUUUUGACAAAAAAAACUUGGAUGGUUUGCAAAUCAAACAAAUGUAUUGUAAUAAAUGGAUUUUUCAUCAAAACAUUCUUUAUAUGGAGAGCCUGUUUUCAGGGGGAAAAUAAGACAAACAAUAACUUCUAUGAAUUCAGUCACAUUAUAUUCACAGUAAAUUCUAAUAAUUUCAAAUGGAUAGGUUGGAGUAAUUUUUUCUUAUGUUGAUUUUGUCCUCAAGUGGUAGGGCAGCAAAGUUAUGGAGCUUCAGUUGAUAUAUGUGUGUUUUUUAUCAAAGGAAUUUUCUUACUAAUUGUAUGUUUUCGAAUAAUGCUUGUUUAUGAAAAUCACUUGACCCCAACUCAUUGUUAGUCACCACUCUCGACAAAUGCAUUAAAGGUAGAGUACUGCCUUUGGUGACUGGUGGAAAUACAUCUCUCAACUGUCAAUGUAAUUGUGAAAUGCAAAUCAAAGGUUUAUCGCCAUAUCAGGACUAUUUGAGCGUACCGGUAGAGUACAGUCAUUAGUUGCUGGUGUAAAAUGUGAUUGUGAAAUGCGAAUCAAAGUUUUAUUGUCAUCCAGUAAAGUACCAGGACUAUUUGAGUGUUCAUGUUUAAAUUUAAUAAAAGUUAUUGGGUUUUUCGAUUGUUAAAGUGGUUAUUGUAAUAGUUGAUGUUUGAGAACAUUUUUGACAAAAAAACUCUGGGGUUUCGAUUAAAAAUAUUUUAUCCAGGGAGAAUCUAUUUGAAAACAAAUCACAUACCGGUACAUAAAGUCAGUCACAUUAUAAUAUAUAUUCACAGCAAAUUUCAACAAUUCCAAAAAGUGGAAGUGAUUUUUGUCUGUUGAAUGGUCGAUUUUACAGACUUGUAUGUACUUUUCUGUAAGUUGAAGGGCGGCAAAGUGUUAUUUGCAGCAUUUUACCUCAAGACACAGUCUUUUCUCUAGUACGUGAGUUAAGGCCCCUGGAAAAUUCUGCUUCAAAAUGACAUAUUUUGGGGGGAUCUUUAUGUACAUUUGUGUAGGUGUCUGCAUGUAGUCAAGGGUAAAAGGUAGUUAUGUAUGGGUUUUGAUGGGUUUUUUUGGUUUUAUUUUGGAGGGGGAUAAAACAAUUUUCCUGACAAAAAUAAUGUCCGGGUCUUCAAAAAAGGGUACAUAGGUAACAUAAGCCGAUGUUGUUUUUGGAAAAAAUGUUGCAACCUGCACUUCAGCAGUUGUGUACAAAGUCUAUAAUCAAGAAAACUGUCCAAAUAUUUCCUUAAAAAAAUUGGAAAGUCCCGGAUUCAUGUCUUAUCAUCAUUUUUUUGCAAUAACUGACCUUCAUUGAGAUGAUAUAUGAAGAAAAAUUGGCGUCAGGCUGCAACAUUAUUUCCUUGUUUUUUUUUGGGGGGGGGGUCCUAAAUAUAACAUGUAUACGGCAUUAUAUUUCAGGAGCCGGAUUUUAAGUAAUGAGGCAAGUUGUAUUGUUAUUGCACAGAAGAUGUGAUCUUUGGAGACUGGACCCAAUAUUAUGUGAUUAUCGCAAACGAAAAUGUUUUUUUUUUUUUUUAGGAUUUGUAAGGAUUUGAAAUCGGGACAGGUCACAACUGCUCUUGCUGUCAUUUGAAAAUAAAUAUUCAGUUUGAAUAGUGAUACUGAUAUAAGCCCCAAA